Molecule: messenger RNA, 1668 nt
Organism: Trichoderma atroviride IMI 206040
Lineage: Eukaryota; Fungi; Ascomycota; Sordariomycetes; Hypocreales; Hypocreaceae
Biological process (GO): transmembrane transport
Cellular component (GO): plasma membrane
Molecular function (GO): transmembrane transporter activity
Source: RefSeq, a predicted model, not a curated record
AUGAAGACGCCCAUCUCUGAAGAAAAUGCAUUAGCUGCAUCCAACUCUGCCUCAGACGACGCCGAUACAAAGUCUAAAAACGCUCUUCGCGGCUGGAGAUUCUGGGCCGUGUUCCCUGCCAUCUGCGUAACAUCUCUCUUGUCGGCCGUUGAGUCGACUGUAACUUCAACAGCGCUCCCAUUCAUCGUUCAUCAGCUCAACGCUGGCGGCGUCUAUGUUUGGUUUGUCAAUGUUUUUUUUCUCACCGGCACCGCUUUCCUACCGCUUUUCGGUCAGAUGUGUGAUCUUUUCGGCCGCCGAUGGAUGAUGAUUGGGGUAGUCGCCAUGUUUGCUCUUGGAAGUGGUAUAAGUGGCGGAGCUUCCAAUGCGGCCAUGAUGAUUGCUGGUCGCGCAAUUCAGGGAAUCGGCGGUGGAGGCAUCAACCUCAUGAUCGAGCUCAUUGUCAGCGACUUGGUCCCCCUUCGCCAGCGAGGUGCAUAUAUGGGAGUUGUCUUUGCUAUCUUCUCUCUUGGCACUGCCCUUGGGCCUUUUAUUGGCGGCGCCAUUGUCCAAAACACAUCGUGGCGAUGGGUCUUCUUCAUCAACUUGCCUAUUGCUGGGGUUGCCCUGGUUCUGCAUGUUCUAUUUCUGCGAGUCAACUACGAUCGCCAAACAGCCAUUGCAAUAAAGCUCAAGAAGAUUGACUACGUGGGCAAUGGAAUACUCAUGGCCAGCGUCGUGGCCGUCCUGAUUGCCUUGUCCUGGGGCGGCUCAAAGUAUGCCUGGUCUUCAUACCAUAUCCUCGCCCCAUUGCUGCUCGGAAUUGCCGGCAUGGCCGUGUUCCACUGGUACGAAACCAUGCCGUGGGUGAAGAAUCCGACGCUUCCAUCACGAGUCUUCACUCGACGAACACCAGCUGCUGCCCUGAUGCUUGCCUUUAUCAACUUCAUGCUGCUCUUUUGGGCGAUUUAUUUCUUUCCCAUUUAUUUCCAAGCAGUGCAGCGCAUGUCGCCCAUCAUCUCCGGUGUUGCACUGCUUCCGACUGUUUUGCUUUCUGUUGUGACUGGCAUUGUUGCCGGUGUCAUCUUGACCAAGACUGGCCGAUAUCGUCCACUGCAUAUAGCCUCGUUCGCCUUGAUUACUCUAGGCUUCGGUCUUUUUUCGCGUUUCAAUGCUUCUACUUCGAGGGCAGAGUGGAUCAUUGUGCAGUGCAUUCCUGCCAUCGGCCUGGGUUUCAUGAUGACGGCCAACCUGCCCGCAGUUCAGGCCGAUCUCCCAGAGUCCGAUACAGCACUGGCUACGGGAGCUUUUGCUUUUAUGAGGGCGUAUGGUUCAAUCUGGGGGAUUUCAAUUCCCGCCGCCAUCUUCAAUGCCCAAUUCGACUCACUGCUCCAUCUUAUUGACGAUGUCGGCAUCCGCGACCGGCUCUCCAAUGGAAAAGCUUACUCGUAUGCAAACGCGGAACUCAUCAACAGCUUCCCAGAUGGACCUCGUGCCCAAGUGAUCGAGGUAUACACUCGCAGCCUCAGAUUAACAUGGUACGUUUCUCUCGGGUUCGCCGUGCUAGGAUUUCUGCUAUGCUUUGUUGAGAAGGAGAUUGAUCUACGGCAAACUCUAGAAACUGACUUCGGGCUUGAGUCUGAGACAAAGGAUGCUAAGAAAUCGAAUGAAAAGGUUACAAGUCUUUAA